Molecule: messenger RNA, 1140 nt
Organism: Nicotiana tabacum (common tobacco)
Lineage: Eukaryota; Viridiplantae; Streptophyta; Magnoliopsida; Solanales; Solanaceae
Source: RefSeq, a predicted model, not a curated record
GUAUCAAAUGCAAAAGAAGUAUAUUCCAAUUUUGUUUAAAAAUUGGAGAAAAGCAAUUGCACAAAUUAGAAAAAAAAAUUAUUAUGUUAUACAUUUCGGUAGGAGUUGAACCACCGGUCAUAACAGAGCGGUUGACGCCGUGAAAGGUAGUUGGAAGCAUGGAUUUUGCGGACUCCGCCAUCGCCUCAAUGACGGCGAUCAAAUCCCGCUCCUCCCCCUCCGAUGACGUUGGAUCUCCGGAGGAGCAUAAUGUGGCAUCUGUAAGUGAGAAUCAUGAGACGACAUGUUGGGGCUGUGGGCUCCGCGUACUUGUUUCACCGCAUGUACCUGCUUUCAAGUGUUUCUGGUGUGGAGCUAUAACCAACCAGAAUGCAAUUAAACAUGAGAACCAGAACUUCAGGUGGAGACGAUUGCGAGACCGGUGUUUCGUUAGCAUCCUCAUUGUCUUCAUGCUAAUUGUAAUAUGUGGUGGUAUUUGGGCCAUUUAUCCAGUAGUAUUUUCUGUUGGUUACAUCUACGGUGGUGUUCACAUUUUGAUUGCUAUAAUAUUGUCCAUAUCUACCCUGUCUACAUUUAGCCUUUCUGCAUUUCGAUCUGCUGGUGCUCCACCAAACAUACUGUGGGGUAGCUAUCCGGUCGUGACAAAAGGAGCACUUGAGAAUUAUAGAUAUUGUGAAUACUGUUCAAAGCCAAAGUCACCUAGGGCACAUCAUUGCCGUUCUUGUGGAAUGUGCGUAUUGGACAUGGAUCAUCAUUGUCCCUUUGUAAGUCUCGGUAUUCUUUUAUGCUUUGGAUAAGAUGUCUGUUUGCUAGAAUGUUAUGCAUAUAAAUUGUAGUUGAGAAAUUUUAGAAGCUUAAUAGACAAGUAUAACCAUGUGUCUGUGAGUUUAAGCCUAAAAUUGAGCCUCUAAAGGUUUUCUUUAUCUCACAACUUUUAUAUGGAUUGCUGGAUCCUAUGUCGUAAAAAUAUUAGGUGGGUGAUAUCUAUCUGCUUGAUGACUUUUUUCGAAAGAAAAGAAAUAUUGCUUAUGGAUGGUAUGGAGCAGUUGUAUAUAUAGGCCAUUUGCAUGAUGAUGCUUUGUUGUUUCUUCUUCACUUGUGAAAGAACCCUUGGAUGGCAGAUCUUUGAUUCCCAUGGAC